Messenger RNA from Neoarthrinium moseri, 1749 nucleotides. RefSeq lists its product as uncharacterized. Gene Ontology annotation, molecular function: protein binding. The record is from RefSeq and is a predicted model, not a curated record. Lineage: Eukaryota; Fungi; Ascomycota; Sordariomycetes; Amphisphaeriales; Apiosporaceae. Bases 1 to 1749 code for a protein of 582 amino acids. The transcript is spliced from 2 exons.
AUGCAGCUGCUGGAUCUACCAACCGAGCUGUUUCGCGCAGUGCUAGUAGCCGUUGUCACGGAACUUAGUCCUCUGCGCUCACUACAUCUGAGGCGGAUCUUUGACAACGAGAUACUGGGCUGCUUGGAGACCGUAGAUGUGUUCGAUCUCAACUCACCACUCCGCUGCUUGAAUCUGAACCGCAUCAGCUCACGAAACAGAGCCAGGCAAAACCCGAUCAUCCCUUUCCUUGUGAGAUUCUUGCAGCGUGAGCCUUACAUCAAGCAUGACCCUGACUGGACUGCAAACUUGUCGGCGCUGCUCAAAAGGGUUCUUGACGAACUGCAGCUUCAGCCCUCGGCCCGAUCUGAUGCUCUACGCUCCUUGUGUGAAUCGUUCGACGACUUCAGGCCGACUAGGCAUGGCUUCUAUCUGGUGCAAUGCCUGAAGAGGCCCAUCAGUCAAAAACCGCUGCAUGCUCACGUCUUGCCUGCAGCUAUCUUGUUGAAGAAGCCAGAGAUCUAUGAACCGCUGCUGAGUCAGAUGCCAGACCGUUGGUACCAGGCUGGGGUCUUCGGUACAGCGCUAUACGCUGCAGUCAGAUCCCGGCAACUCCACCUUGUUCGUCGAUUCGUCGAAGACCCUCUGUGUCAACCGUCGGCCUCACAACAUCAGGUUAUACAUAUGGCCGCCUCGAACAAUGACUUUGACAUGAUGGAAUACCUCCUGGAGUGGUACGAUGGAGAUUCGGAUCUAAUCGAAUCCGCGAUCUGCAGCUGCGCCAGAUGGGGACAUCUGGAAAUGGCGAGACGCCUGCUGGAAUUCACAAGAUCGCGGCAUCAGACCGUGCCGCUGGACAGCCUAGGGGAAGCCUGGUAUUGGUCGGCAAUGUAUGGCGAGAUCGCUUUCAUGGACCUGCUUGUUGAGUACGGGCAUCAGGAGUUCUUGACUGCGUGGUCGACGUUGGUCAGAUCAAACUCGAUAGGUCAAUUCUGGAAUCAUGUUAGGCCGAUCGAUUUGGCUUGCUGGCGCGGGGACGUCGCAAUGGUGAGAUGGAUGCUAGACCAAGGCGUAGCCGUCCAGUGCAAGGGUCCCGCGGACGCGAAUAUCAACCGUACCCGUGCAGCCGCGCUCGGCGACAGCGCCGAGGUAUUUCGCAUACUGCUGGAUGCCGGAGCACACAGAGGCCGUCAUGCCUCUUAUAGUUGGGUUGCUGAAGCUGAGUUGGCUGUCAAGGUACGUGCCAACAAGGUCUUCCGUUUCCUCCUGCAAGAAUCCGGGCUGCUGAAGAUCUCGACCGUCAUCAACUUCCAAACAACCAAAGACUUCCGGCGCCUCAUGCUCCUGGCAUGCACGUACGGCAACCUUGAGGCCUUCGAUAUCCUGCUGAGUAUCGGCAUGCCCUGUGACAUGCCUCUGGGGCCGUUUGGCCUCAGCUCACCUUGGGGCGGCCGACUGGACGUGGACGAAGGGUUCGACAGCUCUUGGACACCCAUCAUGUAUGCCCAGGCUACCACAGAUCCUGGCGCUCAGAAGAUUGUGGAUAGGCUGUUACAGUCCGGUGUUGAGCCUCUGGAUGUUUGCAAGUCCAGUGCUGCCCGCCUCUUCGAGGACGGCGUGUUUCCACGGCGCCCGGCGCCAGUAAUCCACCGCCUGACCGAGAUCGAUCAACCAAGGGUCCCACCGCGGACGCCAAGAGGUAAAUACGAAGAGAAGUAUGGGAGUGCAGUAACCCCAGAGGAAAGUCUUGGUGCACAAUCCAAUCAUUAG